GGCGAACUCGCGCCCGCUGCGCUUCCUCACUUAUGGGGAAGAACUUUUUAAAGACUGGGUGGGAAAACUGAAACGGAGCUGUAACGGCUGCACAUCCCACAGUCCAAACGAAAUUUAAAGGAGCACCCCACUGUAAACAUGGAUGACAUCUUCACACUGUGUCGAGAGGGCAACUCCGUGGCGGUUCGACUGUGGUUGGACAACACGGAAAAUGACCUCAAUUUAGGGGACGACCAUGGCUUCAGCCCGCUGCACUGGGCGUGUCGGGAGGGUCGCGGUGGGGUAGUGGACAUGCUCAUCAUGAGGGGCGCCCGCAUCAACGUUGUGAACCGCGGGGACGACACCCCCUUGCAUCUGGCAUCCAGUCACGGCCACGCGGACAUUGUGGCCAAGCUGAUUCAAUGUAAGGCGGACCCCAACACGGUCAACGAGCACGGGAACACGCCGCUGCACUACGCAUGCUUCUGGGGACAAGAGACAGUAGCACAGGACCUGGUGGUGAGCGGGGCUCAGGUGUGUGUGUGCAACAGGUACGGACAGACGCCUCUGGACAAGGCUAAGGCUCACCUUAAGCAACUUCUUCAAGAGAAAGCAGAAAAACUGGGCCAGAGUUUGACCAAAGUUCCUUACAAGGAAACCUUCUGGAAGGGCACCAUGAGGACCAGGCCUCGUAACGGCACCCUCAACAAGCAGGCCGGUAUUGAUUAUCAACAACUUUCACUGCUGGCAAAAAUCAAUGAAAACCACUCAGGAGAGAGUUGGCAGGGUCGCUGGCAGGGUGACGACGUGGUGGUGAAGGUGUUGCAGGUGAGGGAGUGGAGCACCAGGAAGAGCAGAGACUUUAGCGAGGAGCAUCCCAAACUACGGAUCUUCUCUCACCCCAACAUUCUCCCUGUUCUGGGAGCGUGUCAGUCGCCCCCGGCCCCGCACCCCAUCAUCAUCACCCCUUACAUGCCGUAUGGAUCUCUGUUCAACCUUCUCCACCAGGGCACCACUCUGGUGGUGGACCAAAGCCAAGCGGUCAAGUUCGCCUUGGACAUCGCCAGCGCCAUGACCUUCCUUCACACGCUGGAGCCCAUGGUGGCACGUCUGUACCUCAACAGCAAACACGUCAUGAUUGACGAGGACAUGACAGCCAGGAUAAGCAUGGCGGACGCAAAGUUCUCCUUCCAGUGCGCCGGGCGCAUGUACUCUCCGGCUUGGAUGGCCCCGGAAGCCCUCCAGAAGCGCUCCGAGGACAUCAACAGGAGAUCAGCAGACAUGUGGAGCUUCGCUGUGCUCCUGUGGGAGCUGGUCACCAGGGAGGUGCCUUUUGCCAACCUCUCGCCCAUGGAGAUAGGCAUGAAGGUGGCUCUGGAGGGCCUGCGACCGACCAUCCCGCCGGGGAUCUCGCCUCACAUCUGCAAGUUGAUGAGGCUGUGCAUGAAUGAGGACCCCGCCAAGAGGCCCAAGUUUGACAUGAUCGUGCCUAUCUUGGAAAAAAUGCAAGACAAGUGAACCGCGCUGCGAUUGGCUGGCAACCAGUUCAGGGUGUACCCCGCCUCCUGCCCUAAGAGAGCUGGGAUAGGCUCCAGCACUUGUGAGGAUAAGCGGCUCAAAAAAUAGACAGAUGGAUGGAAGUGAACCGCGCUCACCUAUCUGCACUGCCGCUGUACAUGAGGUCUAUUAAACCACACAUUUUUCAGUAAAUAUAUGGCCGUCACUUUUCGUUUGAGUCUCGGAUGUAAGCUUGUGCUUUUUUUGUAUUAUAAUUUUUUUUUAAUUGCUAGUGGUCACUGUAAUAUCUGCUUUUAAAUGCAUAGUAGACUACUCAGUGACCUAUUAGCCCCAAAAAACAAAGAAAUGUGUACAAAGAUAACGUUGUAACUCCGCCAAUGCAAUAAAAAAUAUAUAUUUAUGACAAAACGUU
Phycodurus eques (leafy seadragon) is the source of this 1909-nucleotide messenger RNA. Its product is annotated as integrin-linked protein kinase-like. The coding region runs from base 139 to 1497 and encodes 452 amino acids. Gene Ontology annotation, cellular component: stress fiber; focal adhesion. Lineage: Eukaryota; Metazoa; Chordata; Actinopteri; Syngnathiformes; Syngnathidae. The record is from RefSeq and is a predicted model, not a curated record. Gene Ontology annotation, molecular function: ATP binding; protein kinase activity; protein binding. Gene Ontology annotation, biological process: substrate adhesion-dependent cell spreading; protein phosphorylation; integrin-mediated signaling pathway. The transcript is spliced from 13 exons.